UACAUGUACAUGUGCGACGUAACUAACGCCAGUGUCUUAUCUCUAUGUUAUUUAUGUUAUUUUGUUUGAAUUUUUAGACGUUAAACCCGUUUGCAAAAGUUUUACUCAGUCGCUCACAAUUUGCCUUAAAAGCUAGUCAUGUUUAGUUAGAAUUUUCUGCUGCCAUUUUAAAUUCCUGGGCCACUUUGGGCGGGUAAUCCCUGAACAAAUAUGGACGUGAAUAUUAUCGAUUGUGUGUGACCCGUUGUGUGUGAGAUGAAUUGAUAAGUCGUUGAUAAAUAAAACGCCGAUAACGACACGCGAUCAUCAUUGAUGAUUAUUGUUAACAAUUGAAUGCGUUAUUCGUUGUUGAAUUUCGGCGGAUACAAGUUACAUCGCUGUGUAAAGAUUAAAGGAAACACGCGUAGCGGAAUAGAAUUGAAUACAACAUAACCAAUAACGUAAACUACAGUUUUAAUAUAUUUGUGGUUAAUUUGAGUGUUUGUGCAUCAUGGGGUUUGGACUAUGGCUCAUGGAGAUGACGAGGGUAUUUUGAACAUCUUGCAACAUCAAAUCGUCGCUGUGCUGCUGUUUUUCAGCAUUUGGACGCCCAUUUUCACAUAUCCUAGCGCGCUGGCAUGGCAUGUCGCGUUGUGUUCGCUUGGCUUAUUCCCAUUCGUAUUCGAAGGAUUAGCAGUCCUAGGAUAUGAUUUGAUCUAUGCAAUUGAACUAGAAGAGAAAACACGUGGAUAUAUCCAUGCAGUAAUGAUGUCCCUGGGUACCAUCUUCCUGGCAGCAGGUGCCAUCAUGGAAAUGGCGCGCGAUCGCCUAACCUCGCAUUUCAGCUCAACACAUGGCAUCCUAGGAUUAAUUUGCCUACUUUUUGUGCUGUUUGCGUUUAUCUUUGGAUUUUUCUCGAGAUUCGCAAAAUCUUUGAAAGGAUACGCCAGACCUGUUAUUUUCCACUUUGUGCAUAAUCUAAUCGGCAUUCUGGCUGUCACAUUCGGCAUUGCAUGCAUGUGCACUGGUUAUUACCUUGAUGCGUUUAUAGCCCUGGAGGAUUCCAAGAUGGCGGCGACAAUUGUCGCUUGUUUAUUGCUACCAUGGGCACUCGCGACGGCGCUGCACAAAUUGUACAAGCAAUUCAUGUCGAUGAUACAAUGACUCAAUGAUCGUAACAACGCGCAUAGAAAGACAAUUUACGUUGUAAUUACAAAUUAGAUAUAGGUUAUUUAUUUUGACUAGGAAUUGAUUUUUGUUACUUGAAUGCAAGUUUGUAAUAAACAAAAGGAAAUGUGUGCA
Messenger RNA from Dalotia coriaria, 1281 nucleotides. RefSeq lists its product as uncharacterized. The record is from RefSeq and is a predicted model, not a curated record. Gene Ontology annotation, molecular function: transmembrane monodehydroascorbate reductase activity; heme binding. The transcript is spliced from 3 exons. Bases 505 to 1143 code for a protein of 212 amino acids. Lineage: Eukaryota; Metazoa; Arthropoda; Insecta; Coleoptera; Staphylinidae.